CGCCGUGGUUGUUUACAUCCAGUUACCUUCAGUGCCUGCAGCCGGUAAAACUCCUAAACUUUGGACAAAAUUAUUUUCAACGUGUCACACCACAACUUGCCGAAGACUACAACGGCUGAUGGUAAUCGCCGGGAUGGUUCAUUAACACCAAGUUCUAAACUUGAAAGGCUGUAAGUUAUUUGUUGAAAACUACUUAUUCGACAAUCAAGGCCAGUCCCAUGAUGCUAGGCUAACGCUAGGCUAACGGAAAGGAAAGAGUGAACCAGCAAACAUGAAGUCCAGCUGCAAGUGACACAAAAUCCAUAAAGGAACCUUCAAACUUCAUAAGCUGCAGCUGAAAUCCACGAACUGCAACGGGAAGUGAAGGUGACAGCAUCUCUCUUCAUUUCCCGGGCUGAUGAAACCUGAGAAGUGCCGACGCAGCAGCAGCACGGAGCCCGCUGAAUGAAACACUGGCUCCCGAAAGCUGCUAGUACCCGGCAGGGACUAAAUGCGGUGCUCUCCAACUUCAGCCGUCUUCCCGAGGGACUCAGGACUCUGGCAGGAGGCAACAUGGCCAAAGUAAACAGCGGCUCCUCCGGUUGUCGGGCCAUGGUUAUGGCAGGAAAGUACCUGUCGAGUCCGUCUCUCCCAGUACUGACCCGGAGUUCUGGCCAGCGGCAGCGGAGGAUGUUCGGUCCCCAUCGCCGUAUGGUGAGCUCUGACGCGGCCGGCACGGGAGGAAAGACCGCGGCUUUGGCCCAGCUUGAGCAACCAGGGUAUUUCUCCGCCGCAGACCGACAUGUGCUGGCGAACCGGAAUUUAAUUUACCGGGACGUGAAGGCUUUUCUGAAUGAAGUCGGUGGAGACCCCCGGGAGGCUCGCUACUGGCUGACCCAGUUCCAGAGAGCCACCUCGGCCCAGUCUCCUGCAUUUGCCAUACUGGAGGUGGACAGCUCGGUGUUCAACAGCAGGGAGAUGGUUCAAAGCCUGGCCUUUGGGCUCUCCUUCUUGCAGCGGAUGGAUAUGAAGCCUGUGGUGGUGAUGGGCUGGUCUGAGUACAGGGAGAUGGGACCGGCUCAACCGGUAGCCGAGCCGCGGUGCAGCCGAGGGCUGGUGGAGUGGUGCCAGCAGCUGACAGAGGCUCUGCAGCAGCACUCAGCCACCGUACUGCCGUUCUUUUCUGCUGAGUCCUUCCUCCUGCUGCAUGAAGCACCACGAGGCAGCAGUGCUCCACCAUAUGUUGCUGUGGACACCAGCCUCCUCCAGUGGACUCUGGACUGUGGCACAAUCCCAUUGGUUUGUCCAGUGGGGAGGGACGGCCGCGGUUGCUCGGUAAUGUUGGACCCAACGGACGUGACAGCGGCUAUUUCCCGAGCCCUACAGCCGCACAAAGUCAUGUUCCUAAACAACUCAGGAGGCCUCUGCAGCCAAGAGCACAAGGUGCUGGGCACGGUGUCGUUGCCUUGCGACCUCCCCAGUCUUACCAUUGCGGCAUGGCUGAGCACUGCAGAGCGCCACAGAGUGACAACCAUAGCCAGACUGCUCAACCAGCUGCCGACUGAGUCGUCUGCAGUGAUUACCUCUGCCAACACGCUGCUGACCGAGCUGUUCAGCCACAGAGGGUCUGGGACACUCUUUAAAAAUGGAGACCCCAUACACCGGUACAGCUCUCUGGAUGGGAUCGAUGUGGAGCGUCUCCUGGCUCUCAUCAACAAGUCAUUUGAUAAAACUCUGAGGCGAGACUACAUUGACUCCCUGAAAGGACGACUGCAUUCCAUCUACCUCUCUGAAGGCUACAGUGCCGCAGCCAUCAUCACCAUGGAGCCAGUGAACAGCGGUACUCCCUACCUCGACAAGUUUGUGGUGAGCAGCAGUAAGCAGGGCCAGGGCACCGGCCACAUCCUGUGGGAGUGUAUCAGACAGGACCUGGGCAAACUGUUCUGGAGGUCUAGAGCCACCAACAGGAUCAACCCCUGGUACUUUAAACACUGUGAUGGGAGCUUUGUUAACGGGGUAUGGACCGUCUUCUGGUUCGGCCUGACAGACAUCAGAGAUUCCUAUGAGCUGGUGGAGUAUGCCAAGAACCUUCCUGACUCUUUCCAUGCCUCCACCCUAUCUGCUUCCCAGUAGCUCCACCCACCUGCCUCUGGAUCCUGGACCUCCCAGCUGCUGGUUGUUAGCGCUGUAGCUGUUUUAGCUCUGAGCCUCUGGAGUGUUCAGCCUGGAAAAUGUGGAUAUUGUUUUCUCAUUUUUGCUGUGACUGGGCUUUUUCCUGUUCUGAAUUUUUUUACUUGGGUUUUUCUGUAUCUUGAAACUUCAAAAGCAAAGCGCCUGUGUUGUGGGGAUUUACUUACAUUCAGUAUUUUGACAUAAAUCCUUUAUUUUCAAAGAUGGGCGUAACUGAGCAUUCUAGUGCUUAUAGCUGAGGGUUACAGGGGUAUUUCCACUUUGCAAAAAUACACUUUGUACACACUUUUCAAGUUUGUCUUCUUUGAACAGGCAACUUUUGCUCUUUGUUUCUUCUGACCAGAAAAAAAAUUGGUGUUUUUCACAACCAAAAUGGUCAAAACUAUGGUCUUACUUUGUGAUGUGGACCAGGAACACUAAGCUUUUCCACUGUACUGUUGCCUUCAUGAACACAGCCAGGUGCUGUAUCUCCUCCAGGUCUUUCUGUGAUUGCUUAUUUUGAAUUCCAAUACAUCUAAGCACACAAUACAAGUGUUUUUGAAGGGGCAGUACCCUGAUUUUGUGAUGCAAUUUGAUGUGGUGAAGGGAGAUUUUUAUAGAUUUGAGAAAAAAAUCCUGAUAUCGUUGGAGCAAUGUUAUCAGUCGUUUUAGUUUUGGUUCCAACACUAAAAAAAACAGUAAACCUGCAUUACCAUCAGGUAUGUGGGGUUUGAAAGAGGUGGGCAAUUACCAGGUAGGCAGGGACUGAUGAAAGAUGCUAUCAAUUUGCAUUAUAGGAAAUGUGGGAUCCGGUGUUUUUAGAUCUUAAAAGUCACAAUAUUUCAGCUUCUGCUGACAAAUUCACAAGCAGAAAGUACAGACAAAUAAUACGAGAAGGAAGAGAUGUUGCAGUUGGCAGCUUUUCUUGGUGGGUAAGAAAAUGUAGCUUUUUUUUUUUUUAUCCUGGUUCUCAUGUACUUCUGAAAUGCCAAAGGGAGUAUUUGUGUUUACUAUUCAGGUCAUUAAAGCACUUCAGACCAAA
Messenger RNA from Seriola aureovittata, 3190 nucleotides. RefSeq names its product N-acetylglutamate synthase (gene nags). The record is from RefSeq and is a predicted model, not a curated record. Bases 445 to 2112 code for a protein of 555 amino acids. The transcript has 10 exons. Gene Ontology annotation, molecular function: arginine binding; L-glutamate N-acetyltransferase activity, acting on acetyl-CoA as donor. Gene Ontology annotation, cellular component: mitochondrial matrix. Lineage: Eukaryota; Metazoa; Chordata; Actinopteri; Carangiformes; Carangidae. Gene Ontology annotation, biological process: L-arginine biosynthetic process.